Messenger RNA from Achroia grisella, 4123 nucleotides. It is a transcript of the gene Elp1, whose product is annotated as putative elongator complex protein 1. The record is from RefSeq and is a predicted model, not a curated record. Bases 245 to 4075 code for a protein of 1276 amino acids. Gene Ontology annotation, biological process: tRNA wobble base 5-methoxycarbonylmethyl-2-thiouridinylation. Gene Ontology annotation, molecular function: tRNA binding. Gene Ontology annotation, cellular component: cytosol; elongator holoenzyme complex. The transcript is spliced from 8 exons. NCBI's taxonomy places the organism in Eukaryota, Metazoa, Arthropoda, Insecta, Lepidoptera, Pyralidae.
CGUCUCUUAAAACUUUUGUUACUGACAUUUGAAAUAUUUAAAAAAAACUUAUUGGUUAUUCCACUCACGCAAUUAUUUCAUUUUUGAUUAAAUAAAUACAUAAUAGGUUUUAAGGAAAAAAUUAACUUAAAUCGUGCUAGUUGCUAAUUACUUCAUUACCAGUUUUUUCUAUUUGUGUAGUAGUUUUGUACAUUAUUGAGAAGGUGAAACAAUCUGUAUUAUUGCAAAUUUAUUUACGCCAAUCAUGAGAAAUUUACAUCUCUGGGAUAUAUCUAAUGGAAACAUUCCAGUUGAAUCUAAAGGUCUACAGACAGUUUACUAUGGACAUGACGGAAUCAAUUCGUCUGGUGAUUUGUAUGUUUGUUCACAUAACCUUGUUGUGAGCUGUUAUAAUGGGAAUGGUGACAUCAAAUGGAACGUGGAUCUUAGUGGCACCUCGUCUCCUAAUAACUAUUCUGUUAAUUUAACGUAUCUGACUCUUCCAAAUACAUUGUGUGUAGCGCUUAAAAAUGGUGAAUUGUUCACUAUUAGUGACUCUGGUAAAACCUGUGACUUGGCUGGCGUGUUUGAUGUUGGAUUAUCGGUUAUGGAGUGGAGCCCUGAUCAAGAACUACUUGUUUUGGUAACAAAAAACUUGAAAACCAUUCUUAUGUCCUGUACUUUUGAUCCUAUGAAUGAAGUAGACCUUUUGAAUGAAGAAUUUGGACUAAAGCAGUUUAUUACUGUUGGAUGGGGUAAAAAAGAAACACAGUUUCAUGGAUCUGAAGGCAAACAAGCUGCAAAAUUAAAGUCUGAAAUAAUUGCAGAUGCUAAUACCAGUUCUAACAAUACUGUCAGAAUAACCUGGAGGGGUGAUGGCCAUCUAUAUGCUAUUGGCUUUACCAUGGAUGGCAUAAGACGAUUUAAAGUUUUUGAUAGAGAAGGUAAUUUGCAAUACACAAGUGAGAAACAACAAGGUCUUGAAAGUAAUUUGGCAUGGCGUCCUAGUGGUAAUGUCAUUGCUACAACUCAAAGACUAUCGGAUAAAUAUGUUGUAACAUUUUUUGAAAAGAAUGGUCUGAAACAUGGUGAGUUUAUUAUACCAGUAAAUGCUACAACUUGUGUAGAACAAUUAGCUUGGAGUUCUGACUCUGAAAUAUUGACAUUACAGUGCAGAGAGAUAGAUACAAAUUAUCAGAAGUUAUUACUAUUCACAACAGGCAACUAUCACUGGUAUUUGAAACAAACAUUGGAGUUCAAUCCUAAUCAACAAAUAUCUAAAAUUAUUUGGGAUAACAACUUUGAUGUUGCUAAUAGUAAAAAGUUACAUAUUAUCCUAGAUAAUGGGCAACAUUUUACAUAUUCAUGGAUUUGGAAUGUUGAUCAUAGUACAGGACAAACUGAUAAAGAUGAUGCUCUAGUUGCAGUUAUUGAUGGACCGAAAAUAUUAGUCACAGGUUUUAGGCAAAAUGUGGUACCACCUCCAAUGGCUGCCACAGAAAUAAAGUGUGAAUCCUUUAUUAAUUCUAUACACUUUGCUCCAUGUGCAAUAAAUGAUGAGUAUAGGAAAACUAACAGGUUUUUUGUUUAUACUGCUGACCAUACUCUAGUAUUUUAUGAACAAACACAAAAGUUUCCUUUAAAAUUAGAAGUAAUAAAAAUUAUACAACUCGAUAAAUAUGAUUUAUUAUUUAAAUAUUACAAUUGGUAUUGGAUUAAACCUAACAUGCUAAUGUGUGUUAUGAUGGACAAUGAACAUGGUUAUCAUUUAGUGGAAUAUAAUAUAGAAGAUGACAAAAUCAAAAAAGAAAAUGUAACACCUUUACCAGAAGCAGUAACAAGAAUUCAGUCACACCCUACAGACUCCACAUCGGUAUUUUUACAAUUGAGAAACGGAGAGAUACUAUGGUAUACUAAAGAAAAGUUAGAAAUACAGAAUAUUAUGUUUCCUGUGACAUGUCCAAACUUCAAUAUAAUUUCAAUAAAAGAGGACUUGUAUUUUAUAGGUCUUUCACACAAAGGUAAUUUAUUGAUAAAUGGUGCAAUAGCAUUAAAUAAUGUUAGUUCUUUUUUUAUUCACACUCAUUUUCUACUCAUCACAACAUUGCAACAUCUUCUGUUGUGUGUUGAAUUAACAAAAUCUGGAAUAUCUGCCAUUAUGGAAUAUCAGAAGACUCAAUCUGAAUAUAUAUAUAAGAGAAAAAUUGAAAGAGGUGCAAAAUUAAUUAUUGCUGUACCUAAUGAUAUAAGAACUAUUUUUCAAUUGCCAAGAGGUAAUUUAGAAUGUAUACAGCCUCGACCUUUGGCACUUAAGGUCAUAGGAGAAUAUCUAAAUUCUUUGAAAUAUAAUGAGGCAUUUGAUUUAAUGAGAAAGCAAAGAAUAAAUUUAAAUUUGAUAUAUGAUCACAAUCCAGAGCAGUUUAUUAAAGAUAUAGAUGUAUUUUUACAAUCAAUCACAAAUAAUUCUUGGCUGAGCCUUUUUUUGUCUGAUCUGGAAAAUGUGGAUGUUACAAAAACAAUGUAUUCCAGUAGCUAUGCGGACAAAAUGACUACAGCAAACUAUGAAAUAGGUAACAAAAUUAAAAAAAUAUGUGACAUCAUUAGAAUGCAUUUAACACAGAGGUCUGAUGCUGAUAGUAAAAUAUUACCAUUACUUACUGCUUUUGUUAAGAAAAAUACGGUUGAAGAUUUAGAAACUGCCUUAUCUCUGAUAAAAGAUUUAAAAAUUAAAGAGUCGGGUGGUUUGAAACUAUGUGUGGGAUCUGAUGAAGCAUUAAAAUAUUUGUUAUAUAUGGUUGAUGUGAAUCGUCUUUUCGAUGUAGCCCUUGGAAUGUACGAUUUUGACUUAGUUUUAUUAGUUGCUACUAAGUCUCAAAAGGAUCCUAAAGAGUAUGUACCAAUGCUGAAUGAAUUAAAUGAAAUGGAUGAAAACUAUAGGAGAUUUACAAUAAAUAAACAUUUGAAGAAAUUUAGUAAAGCAAUACAAUAUCUUGUUAAAUGUGGACCUGAGAAAUAUGAUCAGCUGAAGACAUUUGUGAAAUAUCAUAGUCUCUAUAGGGAAGCAUUAUCACUUCUUUCUCCUGAUGAAGAUGUCUACAAAGAUAUAUCAGAUGAUUUUGGACUCUAUCUAAAAUUGAAAAAAGAAUUCAUAAAGGCUGGUAUUAUUUAUGAACGAGCUAACAACAGUGAAAAGGCUGUCGAAUGUUACAAAGAGGCUUUGGAGUGGGAAUUGGCCAUAAAAGUUGCUCAUUGCUGGUCUAAGGAAAAGCUUAAAAAUGUAUGUGGUGAUCUUAUUAAUGGACUAAAAGAAGAAAAGCGCCACCAUGAAGCUUUAAAAAUCUUUGAACAAUAUUACGAGAAUCAUGAAGAAGCAAUUAAUUACGCUAUAGAAAACAGUCAAUAUAAAACUGCUUUAAGACUGUGCACUCAGUACAACUUGUUUCACUUGAAAACUGAACGUAUUUUGCCAACUUUGUUAGAUGAAUACAAAAAUUUAAAAAAUUUAAUAGAAAAAAAUUGCAGCGAUUUUGUGAAAUACAAAGAGAGAUUAUUUAUAGUAAGAGAAAACAAAAUCAAGACUUCUGCAACUGAUAACUAUGAUUUCUCCUAUACUAAUAGAGACAGUGAUUUAUAUUCUGAUGCCGGCAGUACAUUGGCUUCUUCGUCCAGAGGGUCAAGCCGAAGUUUCCGUUCAAGUAAGAACAGAAGAAAGCAUGAGCGUAAAGUAGCAUCACUGAAAGAAGGUUCGCAGUACGAAGAUAUCGCCCUAGUAAUGACCCUUCAUAACCUGGUCACCACAACAUUUGAUUUGAGGAUGCCCAUAAAAGAAGUUAACUUAGCUUUAUGUUGCUUUGAAAAGGAUGAAGAAGCUUUCAUUUUACAGACAUUACUUGAAAAAUUACUCACAAUUAUGAAAGACAGCCUAAGAGAUAUUUGGACUAAUGAACUAGUAAUAGAAGCUACCAAUGCUUCCAUUGUAGCUCAAAAUAUCCCUGAGGGCAGUAAUGUAAUACCACAGGGUAUUGCAUCUCUAGAACCUCAUAUCAGAAUAAGCCCUAUCAUCUCAGACAUAAAUUGGAAACUUGAUUUUGACUAAAAUUAUUCAUUAAACUCUGUUAAAAUGGUUCAGUUUUAUUAAAAAUAA